Molecule: messenger RNA, 684 nt
Organism: Neopelma chrysocephalum (saffron-crested tyrant-manakin)
Lineage: Eukaryota; Metazoa; Chordata; Aves; Passeriformes; Pipridae
Product: mediator of RNA polymerase II transcription subunit 12-like protein
Exons: 6
Coding region: 1-684 (227 amino acids)
Biological process (GO): regulation of transcription by RNA polymerase II
Cellular component (GO): mediator complex
Molecular function (GO): transcription coactivator activity
Source: RefSeq, a predicted model, not a curated record
AUGUUGAAGUGUUCAGAGGUGGUGGCCAGCUUGGGAGGGACGGGCAAGUUCAGCAGAGCCAGCUCAGGAGCACACAAGGUUGCCCCAGAUGACGAGGCUGUGGUGAUGCUGCUCUGUGAGUGGGCUGUGAGCUGUAAGAGGUCCGGGAAGCAUGGGGCCAUGGCCGUGGCCAAGCUUCUGGAGAAGAGGCAAGCAGAGAUUGAGGCAGAAAGAUGUGGUGAGGCUGAAGUCCCAGAUGAAAAGGAAUCUCUGUCUUCAGCCUCCUUGACAGGUUCCAGUUUUCCUGUUUUCCAGAAUGUCCUGCUAAGGUUUUUGGAUGCACAAGCUCCCUCGUUGUCUGACCCAAGCAGUGACCGUGAGAAGACAGAGUUUGUGAAUUCGGUGCUGCUUUUCUCAGAAUUCACUCAACAUGAUGUUUUCUCCCACGAUGCCUACAUGUGCACUCCAAUAUCUCGUGGGGACUUGUCCCUCACUGCAGCUCCCAGACCACACUCCCCUCAUGGGGAAGCCGUAGAUGAACACUGUUCAAAGGAUCGUGGUGUGAAACUGGAGGAUCAUGGUAUUGUGGAACAUACGGGCAUUGACUCAGGAACCACUGGUACUUUUGAUGAUGUAGAAAAAAAUGACUAUAAGGCAGAUUUCAGAAUUUCCAAUCUCUUCUCUGACGCUGGGGGAGUCUCGUGA